Thlaspi arvense is the source of this 909-nucleotide messenger RNA. NCBI's taxonomy places the organism in Eukaryota, Viridiplantae, Streptophyta, Magnoliopsida, Brassicales, Brassicaceae. The record is from the annotation of a GenBank genome assembly.
AUGGAUUUGAGAGAAGCAAUGGAGAAGAGAAACUACGGCGAUUUGGUCCUUAUGCAUGAAGUAAUCGCUUCUAAGGCAAGAAACUCUAACUUCAUCUUCUCUCCUUCAUCAAUCAACGCCGCGCUCACAAUGAAGGCUGCCAGCUCCGGCUCCAAUUCCGACGAGCUUAACGCCGUCUACAGCGAGAUCGCCACCACCGUUUUUGCUGACGGCAGUGCGAGUGGUGGCCCCAAAAUCUCGGCGGUUAACGGCGUUUGGGUCGACCAAUCACUCCCGGUUAACCAUUCGUUGAAGGAUCUCUUUGUGAAUGUCUUUAAGGCUACUUUCGCUCGAGUAGAUUUCAGAUCCAAGGCUGAACAAGUGCGUACAGAGGUGAAUAAAUGGGCUUCACAUCACACCAAUGGUCUCAUCGAAGACCUUCUUCCUCAUGGAUCCGUUUCAAGCAAAACGAAUGAGGUCUUUAGACUACCAUACCGACAAGGCUAUGGCGAUAAAAAUCGCGAAUUCUCAAUGUAUUUCUAUCUCCCAGACAAGAAAGAUGGAUUGUAUGAUCUUAUGAAGAAAAUGGCAUCUACUCCUGGAUUUGUGGACAAGUACAUUCCGAGAGAGAAUGUUAAGGUUGGUAACUUCAGAAUCCCAAAGUUUAAGAUCUCUUUCGCAUUCUCGGUUUCAAGGGAUUUCAGUUGUUUGGAAUUGGAUGAAGCGGAUGCUUUGUACCAUAAAGCUUGUGUCGAGAUUGAUGAAGAAGGCACCAAAGCAGCGGCGGCUAGCAGUUGUUUUGUGUAUCUUAGCUAUCAAGAGAGGAUAGAAUUCGUGGCUGAUCAUCCAUUUCUUUUCUUGAUUAGAGAAGACAGAACCGGAACUGUUUUGUUCGCUGGUCAAAUAUUUGAUCCUUCUAAAUCUUCUUAG